CAGGAGUGAUUUUCAGGUUUAUACUUAAAAACGUGCCUGUUCUGAAGCAGCUGGGCUCAAUUCCACAACUAUUGGCGAGGAGGAGGGAGAAGGAAGAUGGUGCUGGAGUACCAGGGUUGGCUCCAGGCCAGGAGGAUGCCGCUGUGUCCUUUCAGCUGAGCAAGGUCUUAAAUUUCUUGAAGUUGAUUUUUGUGUGGGGACUAUACUAGUUUCAAGGUGGGAAAAAAAUGACAGCCAGCAAAAGAGCCCAUUUUUUGUCAAGAGGAAUUUCACGGAGUAGAUCUGAGGGAAAUUUGGUUGAUAUGGAUACCCGGAAAUUCUCAAAAAGUUGCAAUCUUACAGAAUGUCAAGACCGUCCUGGGCUGCUCAACCGGCCAGCUGCUGUCACCCUUCAUGGCCCUAAUGCUUCCAAAUCCACGAAUCCAUUCUGGAAUGAACUGGCCGCUUCCAACCCAUUUUUGGAUGACAUCACACAGCUAAGCAAUAAGAAGAGUGAUCAAAUCUCCAUCUUAAAAGAAGACCCCUUCCUUUUCCAUCGAGAUAUAGAAACGGGAAAUUCUCUGGAUUCCUCUGGUGAUGAACUAGAUGUUCACCAGUUAUGCAGGCAGUCUGUCUCAAGGAAAUCGGGAAGAUCUAAAAGUGUCUCAGAACUGUUAGGCAGUUUAGAUGACACGGCGCAUGUCCCUGAGAGUGCACGGGCCUCUGACCAGAUCCUGUUCCACGACUUGGAAUGGCUUCAGAAUGAGCGCGAGGCUUACAGAAUGGCGUGGUUGAGUCAACGCCACCUGGCGCGGUCCUGCCUGGAUUUGAAUCUAAUCAGUCAGAGCCCUGGAUGGGCGCAAACGCAAGCUGCAGACACCAUUGUUUUUUGUCAACUAGAUCACCAAGGAGGUUCAGUACAAUUGCCCGAAUCGAAUAUUACAGUGCAUGUGCCCCAAGGGCAUAUAGCUGUGGGGGAAUUCCAGGAGGUCUCCCUCCGAGCCUUCCUUGACCCUCCCCAAACUCUCAACCACGAUCACUCCUGUACAGUGAGUCCACUGCUGGAAAUCAUGCUAGGCAACCUUAACACAACGGAAGCCAUUUUGCUGGAGAUGAAUAUUGCAGCCAAGGUGAGGGCAGAUCCUUUCAGCCAAGUCAUGACCGAAGUGGUGUGUUUGCACAGCCGGGCCAGAGAAGGGCCUUUCGAAGUGCUGACCAACGGCUACCUUUAUAAAGACACCAUCCAAGUGAAGUUAACGGACUUGAGCAAGGUGAUGUAUUUUGUGGUUGCUGCACAAGUCAAAGCUGUCCAGUCACCAGCUGUCACCGUGUGGGAUUCUAUCCACAAAACCACCUCGAUUGGAAUUUAUGGACCCAAAUAUAUCCAUCCCCGUUUCACUGCCAUUUUCACCAUUUGUGGCCACAGUUACAUGCCAGACAAGCUCACAAUUUCGGAUCUUAAGAGGGGCGGGAAAAACAUGUCUCCGGUUGUGUUUCAGCUCUGGGGGAAGCAUUCAUUUUUACUUGACAAGCCCCAAGAUUUAAGUAUCUCUGUGUGUACAUGUGACGCUGAUUUUGGAGUCAAGGUAGAAGAUGCAAAGAGGGAAAUUAAACAGAAAGAGUUGCAGACUUGCAAAGCCAUCCAUCAACAGUUUUUGUUUUCUUUAGCUAACCCUGGAGAAAUACACUUGUUUGCUUUCAGUGUUCAAGUGGAGCCCCCCAAUGGUAGACCAGUUGCACAGUUCUCUAUCACAACACCUGAUCCGGCCCCAAACCUAAAGAGGUUCUCCAAUUUGCCAGCCCAGUUGAUGGAGAAAGAAGUCAAGUUGGCGCCAUUAGCAUCAGCCCUGCUUGUCAAAUACCCUACAUUUCAAGAUAAAAAACUGAACUUUACCAGUUAUGGGGUCACCCUGAAGACAGUAUUAAGACAAAGCAAGAUCGACUACUUGCAUGAAUAUUUCAAAGGGGACACAAUAGCUCUUCUCGGAGAAGCUAAGAUAAAAGCCCUUGGACAUUCCAAAGUGAAAGAGUGGUAUGUGGGAGUCCUCAGAGGUAAGGUUGGACUUGUACAUUGCAAAAAUGUCAAGGUGAUUUCAAAGGAGCAAGUCAUCUCCAUGUCAGAUAGUGUGUUCACAAGCAGGAAUCUCCUUGAACAGAUAUCUCUGCCCUUUAAAACACUGACUUAUGUCUACUCAAUGGUAUUGACCUUGGUGUCAGAAAAAGUUUAUGAUGGGAAAGUUUUAGCCGAUAUCCUGGGCUACUCACAUCGGGCUCUGGAAGAUUUUGAUCGGGUGCAAGCAGAGAAAGAAGCAGACAAAGUUUCUUACAUUGUAGAGAAGCUUAAGGAAGAUUGUCAUUCAGAUAAAAAUACGAGGAAAUUUCUAUAUGAGCUUAUUGUGGCUCUGUUGAAGAUGGAUUGCCAAAGCUUAGUAGCACAUCUCAUCCAAGAGGCUGUUAUUCUCACCUCUGCUGUCAAGCUUGGGAAAGGCUGGAGGGAGCUAGCUGAAAAGUUAGUAAGACUCACAAAGCAACAGAUGGAGGCAUAUGAAGUUCCUCACCGUGGGAAAACUGGCCAAGUUGCUGUUGAGAUGAUGUGGAAACCAGCCUAUGACUUUCUUCACACGUGGAGCGCUCGCUACGGAAGUAGCUACCGAGACGCGUUACAAGACCUUCAAUCCGCUUUGGACAGAAUGAAAAGCCCCGUGACCAAGCAGUGGCGGGAUUUAACGGGAGCAUUAAUACUAGUCAAUUCUUUAGAGGCUCUGAGAGCAAGUGCUUUCUCAACUUCUGAGGAAGUAUAGAAAUUGGGUGGGGGGGGCGUUGAAGACAAGAAAAGGUAGGAAGGGGACAAUGUAUGUGUGUGUCUGAGAAAGAGAGAGCAAUGGCCUCAGAAGAGGAUUAUACUAGUUUUGUUUUCCAUGUGGAAGCACAGUCUGAAGCAAUAUCCAAGGGUAAGUUUUCUGGGGAAACACUUUAAUGCAUUUUUGUGUAUGCUUCAUGGACAAAUGGUAGGCGACUUUGUUGCUGAGGAA
Molecule: messenger RNA, 3011 nt
Organism: Echinops telfairi (small Madagascar hedgehog)
Lineage: Eukaryota; Metazoa; Chordata; Mammalia; Afrosoricida; Tenrecidae
Gene: MACC1
Product: MET transcriptional regulator MACC1
Exons: 7
Coding region: 228-2780 (850 amino acids)
Cellular component (GO): cytoplasm
Source: RefSeq, a predicted model, not a curated record